CUCCUCUCGCUGUCUCUCCCUGGUCUGCAGCCUCCCAAGAACAGCCGCCGCAUCGUUUUUUCAGAGCGGCAGCCCCCUCCCUCCCUCCCUCCCUCUCUCUCUCUCUCUCUCUCUCUUUCUCGCUCUCCCCCUCUCCAUCUCCCUUUUGCACCACUGUGGGAAUGCAGCGAAAGGUAAACGAGUCGUAGAGUCCUUUCCCCCCCCCUUCUUUUUCUCUCCCUUUCGUCCUGUCCUCCCACCGACGGUGGAUCGUCGCAGACAGCCCCCCCCCACUAGCCCCCCCCCGCGGCGGAGACGCACGGCCGUCACACUCCAGGGAAAAUUCGGAGCGGUCGGCGCGGACGGGAUCGGACCCCUGGAUCAGUUGGAUUUAGACACAGGCUACAACCCCCCCUCCCCCCUCCCCUUCUGACGGGCGCCAUCCUCAUCAUCUCAUUUUCAGAUCACAUCGAAUCUUUUUUUUCUUUUUCCCCCCCCCCCCCCCCCCUCGUCCCCCCGCCUCUGGAUUACUGACAUCUGGAGCGGGCAGACGGGUCGCUGGGAACCGAGAGCGAUCACUCAAACUUGAAGUAGCCGACGUGAGACCCCCCCCGGUGGAGGGAGAGGAGCCUCUCUGAUGUACGCAGAGAGAAGUGGGGCCAAAAGAACUCCGACGCACCCCCACCCGAGAGAGUAAAGGAACAAGAAGUGCUUCGUAUUUUAAGGAACUUAUGCGUCCGAUCAUCGUCCAAUUGAGCGUGGAGACGGACGCUGCCGUGGCCUGGGUUGUUGUUUUACGCGCGGACCGACGCACGCGCUUGGAUUUACAGCUCCCGUCUGAAGCGGAUCGAUAUCCUUCUCCAUUCUUUUUUUUUUUUUUACGUCGGCUUUUUAAUAACAAGGGAGUGGAGCAUCCUGGGAUUUAUCGUCGCUUAGUUAGCGCGAAACUACAGUGAGCGCGCCCACCCCCCUCCCCACCCACACCCCCUUUCCUCCUUCUUGUCUUACUUGUCCAUAACCUGCGUGCUCGUGUGAUAGAUAGCCUGUAUAUUCUUGUGCAUAUUUGCGUGUGUGUUUGGUGUGUUGUCCGCCAGAGGGAGUGUCGGUGAUAUCACUACUGCAUGCAUUUCAGUGCUCUGCCAGUUUAAUUACCUCUAAUUAGGAGUCUGAGCGCUUGUGUUUGCUCGUGCAUUAUUAUCAUGUCUUAUGUUUGUGCAUGAAGGUAUCUAUAGGUGAGGCGUUGUGGGGGUACGUACUUAAGAUGCCCAGCGUUUCUCCGGCACCCCGUCCCCUUCCUCGUGAAUGCCCUUGUACCACCCGGCCACCUGUCUGACCCCCCCGCCUCUCGAACACCCUCCAACGAGACCAAACGAGCUCCGGCAGGAUGAGCGAGCGUUCUGCUGCCAGCAGUCUCGCUCCCAUGACACUGGAGGAGCCGGGGGCUGAACAGGCGUCCCCCAGGGUCCCUGGCCCUCUCCGCUGCGGCCCCUGCGCCGUGUGGCCUCGCCAGCAGACCUGGCUGUGUGCCGUGCCCCUGGUGAUGGGCUUCGUGGGACUGGGACUCAGUCUCAUGCUGCUGAAGUGGAUCGUUGUGGGAUCCGUCCAGGACUAUGUCCCCACUGAUCUUGUGGAUCCCAAAGGUAGCAUCGGACAGGACCCGAUAUUUCUCUCCAAACCCAGCGCCGUGCCCAAGGGCCCCGACAUUUCCACAGCCACCACCUCUUCAACGGCCUCCACCACGGCCAUGGUGUCAACGACCACGCCGCUGGCCGCCGACGGCACGGCCCCGGCGCCCAGAACUCGAUCAGGGCCACCGGCCAACCACUCGGCCAAUGGCAGCACCGCCAACGGAGACGGCAGUCGCGCCCCACACCUCCACAACCGCGUCGGCACCCGCAACAGCGGCACCGCGGUGACCUCCUCCACCACCCGCGCCACCCGCCUCACGCCGCCGUUCAGCGGCAAGGAGGUCACCCCACGCAGCACUGUCAGGAAGGGGAGCAGCCCCGGCAAUGGACGCGACGGAGCCGGCAACUCUAAGCCGGGGCAGGCGGGCGCCGCCGCCAUCACCACCGCGGCGUCCACUACGACUGCAGCUGCCGUGAAGCCCACCCCCAAGCCGCAGCCGACCACCACCCAGCAGGCGGUCCCGGUCAAGCCCACGCCGCGCUGGAAUCACGGGCGCCCAGGCAAAGGCCCGGCCACGCGCCCACACCACCGCUUCCGAACACCUGUGGCCCCCACACUUCCCAGUCUGCGCUCAGAGGUGUUCAAGCCGUGCGUGGAAGACAAGGAUCUGGCCUUCUGUCUAAACGAGGGAGAGUGCUCCAUCAUUGAAACUGUGGCCGGGGUUCACAGACACUGCAGGUGUAAAGAGGGCUACCAUGGACUACGCUGUGACCAGUUCGUACCCAAGACGGAUGCUAUCCUGUCCGACCCAAUGGAUGAACUUGGGAUUGAGUUCAUGGAGAGCGGCGACACUUACCAGCGGCAGGUGCUGUCCAUCUUCAGCAUUGCCUCGGGCAUCUGUCUUCUCGGAGUGGCGUGCAUGGCUCUCUACCGCCGCAACAAGAGACACAGGGAGAAACUCCAGGCUCAUUUCUCCGAGAGCCGCAGCCUGAGGGACAGCGGUGUGAACGCCUCCGGCCUCAUGUCCAAAUCCAGUCCCCGGCUCCAAUACAGCCUUCCCCUCCAAAAGGGCUGCCGUUCUCACGGAUCGUCUGUCAAGAGCAGCGGCGUGGCACCGGGCACAUCGACAGCAGCCCCACCCAUUCUCAUCAGAGCGCUGUCCAAAGGGAAACGCUUCAGGAGCAGUUCCCUUUCACUCAGUCCUGCCCGGCGACGGAGGGAGACGCUUUGCUUCAGGACUCCACCGAUUUCCACAGGGAAGCACAAAAUAUCCACGAAUCUCAUCGAAGGAUCCAGAGCGAAUGGCCACGUCUACAAACACCUGCAGGAGGACGAGCCAGCAGACGUGGAGUCCAUGAGAAGGUGUGACUCUGCCGGCGGAAAGACCGGCAUCCUCCUCGGCAGGUCCUCCCUCCCUCACUUCGCAACCAGAAAGGGAUGGACGGAGGUCCCGUGCACCCGUCUGGAUAAGGCCACUCCCUACCUUCCCCCUUCCCUGCGCACCCGUUCCGUGCCCAUCAUCCCCUCCCUCCAAGCGCGCGACCUCGACGGCGCCGACACGAGCGAGCGGAACCAACGGGAGCUCCCCAAGUGGCACCCCGGGUCGGCUGGAAAGACGGCGGAGGCCCCGGGCGGUUCUCCCUCCCCGCCGCGUGAGGGUGUGGCCGUCGUCGUUGCGCCGCUGCCCCGCUCCUUUGAAAUCCCCGUGGAGCCGGCGCAGGAAUUAAAACAGAAAGGCCUCUCCAGCCCGGCGAAAAUGCCCGGGUCUCAGAGCAAGAUCCACCGCGGCGGCUCGAACACUCCAGAGGCCGCGGCCGCGCGGGAGUCGGAGGGGAAUUGUCCCCGAUAUCCGGCCGGGGCUCCGCGCGCCGGCGGAGGGACCAGAGGUUUGAAGGCAGCGGGCCAGAGAGAAGCCCGGGGUCACUGCCGGGGUCAGACGUCCCACGCGGGCGGAGGCGCGAACUUCUCCCUGGCCGGCAAAGCGCCCGGCUGCAGAGGAGCCGGAGGCGCUCGCGCCAGCCCCUCUGCGAGCUGAUUGGAUUAACGCCGUAAAGACGCUGUUCCCGGUGACUGUACUGCGUGUUUGCCGGUGGCGCGGGAUGGUUGGGAGGCGGAAACUGUCUGUGAGGCCACGCGGACCGGAAACACACAGAUGGACGUCAAUUUUGAUGAAACAUGAACAGAUUGAACUGCAGACAACAACGACAACAAAAAAAAAAUACUGACGUCUAAUUAUAAAGAAGAAGAGACAAACAAAAACACAUGAAUAAAUGUGAAUAAAUGUGACUCGAUAAGGAAAACAAAACCAUGACUUGAGUGGGAGCUUGAACUAAACAGUGUAUUGAAAAAAAUGUCACUAUUUAAAAGGAGCUUCUACUUAGAAACCAAAAUAGUGUGUCAUCUCUGUUGUUUCUCUAUUGUAAAGAAAUAAAAUUAUAUAUGUCAUAUAAUAUAUGUCAUAUAGGCGUAUAUAUAUAUUUGACAUACAAUUGUGACAAAAUAAAGACUAAGAUAACAGUGUUAAUUAA
This is a messenger RNA of Gasterosteus aculeatus aculeatus (three-spined stickleback), 4136 nucleotides long. NCBI's taxonomy places the organism in Eukaryota, Metazoa, Chordata, Actinopteri, Perciformes, Gasterosteidae. The record is from RefSeq and is a predicted model, not a curated record.